CGGAAUUGUUGUCGCACAUUGCAUCAACUAUUUACUCUUUUCAUCUGCUGUCUAUCCAUGAGCGGGUAAUUGUUUCUAAAGCAUCAUCAGAGCUAACCAACAUCGACCGAGCAAGAUCACUUGACCUGACUAGGUUCCCUCUCCUAUUUCAAUAUACAGCUCAACUCAUUAACCUCUCUUUGGAUUUGCACUCUGACCUCUCUACUCUGCAAUGUUCAAGAAACUGAAGGACAAGAUCAAGCGUGAACAAGAUGGGCAGCAGCACCAAUUCCAUCCAAGCAACCCAUACUACAUGAACUCAUCAAAUCAGCAACAUCUGGGAAGCCCUUCUGGGAAAUACCAGUCGCCUCAUGUGUCUCCACCAGCCCAAGGGGAUUCAUCCUCAGGUUAUGUAGCUACCCCAGGUCCUCCCCCGCCUCAGUAUCCCCAGCAGCCACCUCCAAGUUGGGAACCUCCGCCCUACCAUGACUGGACAGUGAUUCCAGACAACUCACUUCUUCCGCCACCCCCAUCAAUUUGCUACGAUAGCUCUCCAACUGCAAACUGUACUAUGGAAGAUGGAGACCGAGCCUUUGCCUGGACCGAAGCGAACCCUCUCUGGCAGCCGCAGAAUCUCACCCCUGCUCAACAUACUGCGAUCCAACACGGCCAGUUAGCCUUGCUCAAGGCACCGACAUACACAGGCGAUUUAUUACCGCAGAAGCGUCCUGGCCACUGGAAAUGUAGGACCCAUGCCAAGUGUAAAGACUCAAGCAUCCUGACGAACCUCCCAAUGUAUUCGGUGUUUUGGGAUUCACCUCUUCACACACAACAGCCUAAGACCAUCUAUUUUGAGCUAAAAGUUACCGGAGUCGGUCGCGGAGAGCGUACGCUAGAAGAAGCAGAAGCUGGAAUUGCGGUAGGCUUCGUUGCUCCACCUUAUCCCACGUUCAGAUUACCGGGGUGGCAACGCGCAUCCCUCGGCAUUCACGGCGAUGAUGGAAGGAAAUAUGUUAACGACACCUGGGGAGGGGUCGACUUCACCACUACAUUUAAGCCGGGCGACAUUGUAGGCAUUGGCAUCAAGUUUGCUCCUCCCCAGAAGCCUCCUUCCUAUGAACCGACUCAACGAGCGAGGCUGCUCGAUAUUGACGUUUUCUUCACGCGCAAUGGAAUGAGGGAAGGAGGCUGGGACGGAAAUGAAGAGCUGGAUGCCAGAAGCGAAGGUGGAACAACUGGGUUAAGGGGUGAAUGCGAUCUGUUCCCAGCAAUUGGUGUAUUUGGUGGUGUGGAUUUCGAAGUGUUCUUCAGUCCUGAAGACUGGAUCUACAAUCCAUUUUAACGGCGUUGACGGUGUUUGAAGUAUGAAAGAUUACGCCGCCGUUGUGGGUUGUCGGGGCUGAAAUCAAUUUGUCUUGGUAUUAUGCUUUUAAGAAUGUCGAUUCAGCAACACCUUCACCCAACAAAUCGAGCGCAGAAUGGAUUCUUCACCACAGAUAUCGUGCGCCUCCCUGGGUGUGGUCGCCCUUAAUAACAUGUACUUUCCCGAC
Molecule: messenger RNA, 1529 nt
Organism: Lindgomyces ingoldianus
Lineage: Eukaryota; Fungi; Ascomycota; Dothideomycetes; Pleosporales; Lindgomycetaceae
Exons: 2
Coding region: 212-1321 (369 amino acids)
Molecular function (GO): protein binding
Source: RefSeq, a predicted model, not a curated record